AUGUCGCUCCUCUACAAUGCGUCGAAACACCUCCAACGAAUUCUCGUUUAUCAUCCAUAUACGCUUUAUCUCUUCACAAAAUCUGACAUCAAGACCACAAUUCUGCCCAUUACUGCUUUCGCAGCAGCAGUGACGCCGAAAGUUCAACUUAUCGGUCUCUUUCAUUCAGUCUGUUGGAUAUGGCUACAUCUGCUCCAGUUCAACGUAUCCAACCAAUGUCUUUCCAUCGAGGAAGACAGUCUAAACAAAAGUGAUCGACCAUUACCUUCCAAUCGACUCACUCUCCAGUCCGCCAAGAUCCUCCGGUGGAUUCUUCUACCUCUCUGUCUCGCUCAGUCAUCGUGGUUCAGCCCCAUGAUGUUGUGGAUCAGCUCAGUGUUGUCUGCGGCUUUCAUGCUUUACAACGAACUGGGCGGUCAUGCUAUUCAUUGGUCAUCACGAAACAUUAUGAAUGCAUUCGGGCUUUCGCUCUUCGAAGCCGGGGCCGCUCUUGCAAUCUCCCAAGACCCUACCCAGCUCACGCCUCUAGCAUCACUAGGAAUCUGCAUCAGUGGUCUAGUCUACCUCACGACCUUCCAUGCGCAAGACUUCAAAGAUAUCCACGGUGAUAUUCUUGUCGGCCGAUCUACCCUUCCAAUCCUUUGGCCUGAUAUUGCUCGAAUCUCCAUGUUCAUCGGUAUGAUGGCAUGGUCAGUCAUAUUGUCAUUAUUCUGGCAGUUAGACUUGGCAACAUCGGUAGCCUUCGCUGUCAUGGGCUCAUUUACAGGGUACAGGUUUACGAAGAGGACAAAGGUUGUCGAGGAUCAAAUAUCCUUCUAUUGGUAUAACGGCUGGGUAUCGUUUGUCCAUAUUCUUCCAGCGUACUACCGAUAUUUCUAUAUGUGAUCAUGAUUGCUUUCGUUCUUCAUUCCCGCCCAAACUUAGACCAUGAAUCUUCGUAGUUGUUAAUAUAAAUCAUAAUCUUCUCAGAAGCUUAUAAUGCAUAGACUCUGGACGAAUAAUCAAAACCCGUUUACAUUCCGAUCAAAUCUUAUAAAUAGUCAACCACUGUUGACAACCCUUUGUUUAAUACACAGAUGUCCAUAUAAUCAUACAGCCCGUAGAAUAUUCCCUAUAUAAACCUCAGGGCGCAGUC
Somion occarium is the source of this 1135-nucleotide messenger RNA. The record is from the annotation of a GenBank genome assembly. Lineage: Eukaryota; Fungi; Basidiomycota; Agaricomycetes; Polyporales; Cerrenaceae.